AUGGAGAUUAGGAACUGUCAGGAUGGGUCCAGUGGAGACAUGGAUGUUCUUGUCGAAUUAGAUCUCGAGCCUGGCAAAAAUGCGAACAUGAGGGAGAAAGGAUUGAAGAUCGUUUACAACUUUAUUUCUUCUAUAUCAAGCUUGAUCUCUGCCUUGCCUGAUCAGGAUCCGACAAAGAUUCUAAUUCGGUGCCCGCAAUGA
Messenger RNA from Necator americanus (New World hookworm), 201 nucleotides. RefSeq lists its product as uncharacterized. Lineage: Eukaryota; Metazoa; Nematoda; Chromadorea; Rhabditida; Ancylostomatidae. The record is from RefSeq and is a predicted model, not a curated record. Bases 1 to 201 code for a protein of 66 amino acids. The transcript is spliced from 2 exons.